UAAAUAAUUCUUAUAAACAUCUGAAUUGGGAAAAUAAGCGAAUAAAAUGUCUAAUUAACAAUCUAGCAAACGCUCCACAGAAGUUCUAAAUUAAUUAAUGUGAAAACAUGAUAUUUGAAGCCAUAUUUAGAUAAAUUAAUGCUGAAUUUUGAGAGAACUCUUCAAUGACAGGAAUACCUGAAUCAGAUUUGGCGCUAGUUUACAAAAGGCUAUCUAUAUUCCCUUUGAAAAACGGCGGAAAAAAAAAAAAAAAAAGAAAAAGAAAAAAAAAGAAGGCAACCCUGCCGGUGCACUCACCACCGUCAGAGCAGAAUCUACCACUCGGUUACCAAACACGCGACAUGCUUAGCGGUACGGAUAUAAUGAACGACCUCUUCACGGUGAACAGCCGCUCACCUGCGGGAAGAGAUUAAUCGUAACGGAUGCCGUGAAAAUCACUUUGCUAGUUUAUACAGAUAAGGAUUGAACUGAUCGCACUUACCUCUUGGAAUAAGAUGUCGGGAUUGGACAAAGAUCGUUUCCACAGAGCAGCAAGAGAUGGUUUCUUGGAUCUGUUACGGGACGCAACCCGCAAAGAUUGUAAUGCACCGGAUGAAGAUGGAAUGACACCCACAUUGUGGGCAGCAUAUUAUGGAAAUUUAGAUGCACUGAGACUUAUUGUCGGAAGAGGGGGUGAUCCUGACAAGUGUGACCACUUUGGAAACACAGCUUUACACUGGGCAGCAGCUAAUGGUCACAUGAAUUGUGUUUCAUUCCUGGUCAACUUCGGCGUUUCAUUAUGGGCUUUGGAUAAUGAUUUUCAUACAGCAUCUAAUGUGGCAGCUAUGAACCAGCGAGAAGAGAUUAUUCGUUAUUUAGACGACGUAGUGGCCAGACAAAGUGCUCUUAACAAGAAAUUGGUUCAGAAGUUGAAAGAAAAAGCUGUGAUAGAAGCAGAAAAGAGGGUGAAACUGUACCAGAAGCUACAGAGGAAAGCUGCGAAGAAAGCCGAGAAAGAAGAGAAAGAAAUAGAGAAACAGAGACGGAAACUGUAUGGUUCGGAAUUUCAGCUGAAUGGUCUUAUUAGCAAAGCUUCCAGUCUCACUAUUUCGAGCAUAAAAAGGGAUGCUCGAAUCACUUACGCAUCGCCUAAAUAUUCUGAUAUUAUCAGUAAUGGUGCUGGCACUACAAAGAAAGGACUAGGUGCGGUGUCCAAAAGAAUACAGCAAAAGAAACAGAAUGUUGUAAUGACAGCAGCGGAUUUCAAAGUUAGAGAGACCGAAGUGAACGGCAAACGAUCCAUUCGGUCUUUAUCUGGGUUGCUCAGAGAUUCCGAAGUACUUUACGUUCCAAAAUACGAUACUCAAAGCACAACAUCUGGCCACACUCAUAGAAGACAUAUGAAAGAUGUCUUUGACAACAAAAGCGAGCUUUCUAGAGCUAUUAGUGAGCCGGAUUUUAUGCAUGCAACAGAUUCAGGAUUUGGAGAUGAAAUUGCCCCACUUGAGCCAUCCGGAAGCAUCUUCGAGAGACCGGGAUUCGGUUCAGUCGCAUUUAGGAACUCAAUGUCAGGUACUCUGAUGUCACUGCCGUCCACCUCUACGGAAGAGAAUGAUGAAGACUGCGACGAGGACUUAGACUCAACUCGAAUCAGCGAAAAAGAUUCCGACUUGCAAAACGACUCUGUGGAGGACAGCAUUGGAAGCGCUGGGAGCUUGGCGCAAAGGAAUAGUCAUCCACCAUGGGAAGAUGAUGAAGGACAUUUCGAUGAUGAUGAAGGUAUGGAUGCUUCGCCUAUGGUAGUCUUUCUCGUUGCGCAUGGCUUGAUGGAGUACACUACUGCUCUAGCCAAAGAAAAAAUUGACCUCGAAGCUCUGAUGUUGUUGACAGAAGAUGAUCUCAAAACUUUAGGACUUCCUUUAGGUCCCAGAAGGAAGCUGGCCAAAGCUAUUGAAGACCGAAAGUUAGCUAUGAUCACACCUGGUGAUCUGUUCGACUCCAGACUUUGAAUAUGUGUUAUAUAAUAUUGCUCUAUUUGUAUUUGUAAAAAGACAACGGACUGAGUUAUUAUACUCUGUUUCGUUCCAUUUGUAAAGUUAGCUAGAAGUCUGAAGCUCUACAUCUCUUCGAAGAAUCACGUGACUGACUGCAAUAAAUUUUUUUAAUGUUACAAAAUCUACGGAAGUCGCCAAGUAAACUUUUGUUAUUAAAACUUUGGGACAAUGUUAUGUAAAAAUGUUUUCAUAUGCAAUGCGCAAGAACUGUGAUAAAUAUUUUUUAUAUUGUUUUGUAGAUAGAAACUCUUUUUUUUAAUUUUGAAUAGUGUAAGCAAUUACAAUAAUGGCAAUAUGUUUUUAAAAAAAGCGUACUUUGCAAACUCAAUCAUUUGAAUAUUUAGUGUGGUAACAAACACAAAUUACAUGCAUUUAUAUCUCGGGUCUGUUAUGGAAUAUUAUGUAACGUUUUACUCUUAGAUGUGAAUAAUCAAAAAACUAUUCUGUGAAUGAAUGUGCAUUUCUGCUUUUAAGUUUUCACUGAAAGCUUUUAUGAACUUUACUGUAUAAGUUACAUUAAUAUUUUUUAUCGUCUUGGAAAAAGUUUUAGAAACAAACUCUCGAUCUUACCAAUAAUAUUUUAAAUUAUUAUCAAACGGAGAUUUUAAACGCAAAGCAUUCAGUUUUCAAGAUUUUAAACGCAAAGUCAUUAAAUUAUAUAUAUAUAUAUUAAUACAUAGACAUUGAACUUUAUAAUUUCUUACUCUAAACAGACAAAAAGCUUAUAUGUUUAUAUGCUUCUAUGUUAUCUUGUACAUUAAACUAAUUUAUAUGUUUAGAAUGUUUUAUGCAAAAAAUGUUUAUAAAUUAUCACUACUAAUAUUCAGCUAGAGUUAAUUUAUUUUAAACUGAAAGAGAAACUGAUUAACUGAAGAAAUUAAAAUCAUUAUUGUAUCUCAAUCAAAGAUCAGUAAGAACUUUGUUCACUCAUAAUCUUCUAAUAUUUAGUUAAUUCUUCUAAAAGCUUUAAGUUUGUACUUAAUUGCAAAUGAAUGUGAUUUUUUUUAAACAGGUAUUGAAAAUUAGUUUUAAAUUUACCAUCAGAAUUUUUGCAUUAUAACUAAUACAGUAAAUAAUAUCACAGUUGUUACUAUUAUGAAUAAUUUAUUCAAAAUGUUUUUUAAAAUGAAAAGUUUCGUUAUUUUUAACGUUUUAUUUUCGUAUGUACGUGUUAUUGUCAAAUCACAGUACUACUUGGACAAGAUAUUUUUUUUUUCUGGUAAAGAACUUUUUAAAUCUUUUAUAGCUUGAGGAAUUUAAUGAGAGCCAUUUUGAAACGAUUCAUUUAAAACAAAAAUGUUUUGCUACACCAAAAAAUUUAAUCAAGAACUUUCUAUGUGUAAUACUUCUUCAAAUUUAUGUACAAAUUUUUUACAAUUUUAUAAACUAUACUAUGCCAUGUUAACUGACGUAGCGAAAGGAAAAUAUCCACCAUAUUUUGUAACUCCGUGUUUUCCAAAGACUCUUCUUUUGUAAUAUUUUGUAAAUAAAGUUAACAAUCACAUCAAAA
This is a messenger RNA of Stegodyphus dumicola, 3543 nucleotides long. RefSeq names its product SAM_USH1G_HARP domain-containing protein Sans (gene Sans). Gene Ontology annotation, molecular function: protein binding. Lineage: Eukaryota; Metazoa; Arthropoda; Arachnida; Araneae; Eresidae. The record is from RefSeq and is a predicted model, not a curated record.